AUGGCGUUGCUGCAAGGGCGAGCAGAAUUUGUGAGGGCAAAGGUUAAGAGUGGAAGAGUAGAGAUACGCAGACCUUUCCUGGAAGGACUUAUCAGAAUUUCCAGGGAAUUUUAUAUUACACGGCAUUCUAACCUCUCAGAAAUCCAUGUUGCUUUCCAUCUUUGUGUGGAUGACCAUGUGAAAUCGGGAAACAUCACUGCUCGUGAUCCUGCCAUUAUGGGACUCCGAAAUAUACUCAAAGUUUGCUGUACCCAUGACAUCACAACAAUAAGCAUUCCUCUCUUGCUGGUACAUGAUAUGUCAGAGGAAAUGACUAUACCCUGGUGCUUAAGGAGAGCGGAACUUGUGUUCAAGUGUGUCAAAGGUUUCAUGAUGGAAAUGGCUUCAUGGGAUGGAGGAAUUUCUAGGACAGUGCAAUUUCUAGUACCACAGAGUAUUUCUGAAGAAAUGUUUUAUCAACUUAGUAACAUGCUUCCCCAGAUCUUCCGAGUAUCGUCAACACUCACUCUGACAUCCAAGCACUAAACCCUUAUAGAUUGACCUGCUGGCAGAAGAUGAUUGUUAAACUCUCCAGGAACUUGUGCUAUGCUGGGAAUCUGUCAAGCAAAAGAUGCCCAGAAAGACAACUUGCAACUCAAUCCACAAAUCAAGAUACAUGUCUGUGAAACCAUUCCAAAAAUUUAUAUACUGCACAAACUAGUGAUCAACCCCUAACUUAAACACUUAAAGUCUAUGAAUUUCUCUUUUUUUCUUCUCUGUGUUACCUGUGAAUAUUAGUAAUCUAAAACUUUUUAUUUAUCACACAUGGACACUUGCAAAAGGAAACUUGAUUAUAUUUACAUGGAGGCAUUUGACUUUUUCAAGAGGCUUAACUCGUCUCAGGUGCAAGCCUUAAUUAAACAUACAAACAAAAUCUUCCUUUUACUUUAUUUGCCAAAACAAAAUUUAAAAGCACUGAAAUAUACAUUGCAAGUACAAAUUUCCUGUGAAAAUCUUUUUAUAGAAACACAAAUGUAUAAGACAAAUGUGCUUAUUCUUUUAAAUUCUCCUGUUUCAGAAUCCUCUUUUUAAUCUACUCCUUCUGAAGAUGUACAAGUUAGAGUCAGAGGACGUUUUGGAUUUUUUCCCUCUCUCUCAUCCUCCCUCUGUGACCUUGCACUUGCAUAUUAAUAACAUUUCAUGGACUAGGAAAUAGUGUUCUUUUUUGCAAGCUUGAUGUCAAGUUAGUCUAAACCAGCACCUGGCAGUAUUUUAGUGCUCAUCAACAUUGUGACAAUCAGACAAGGAAAAUCAUUUUUAUAUUUCUGUCCUCCCUGCGUUCUCAGCUUGCUUAACCAUUCCUCUACCUCUUGCAUUUCUUUGCGGAUAAAUGUAUCCCCAUUUCUGCUUCUCUGUUUCCCCUCCUUUUCCAUUGUUUUUCCUGAUGGUACUACUUUCUCAGGUGCUACAUAUCAUGUAUUUGUCCCAUCUAUAACAUAUUUGCUAUGAGUAGUAACUCCAUUAAACAAAGGCAUUUACAAAAGCACAUGAGUGUUUAGAAAAGCAAUAGUUUCAUCAGUUCCAAGUUGUGUGGAUAUUGUAACUGGACACAAGAAUGAAAUGGAGGGCAUUUGGUGUCAUAAGAUGGCAUGUCUUGAUGACAAGAAACAAAACGCCCUUCAUUAAUAUGCCUCAGCGUAAUUAUUAUUGAAAGUCUGUUGGCAAGCAGAGUGCUUUCCUAUAACAGAAUUUGUCUUAAUUUUCUACUCAAGGAAAAGGUUUGUCCAGGUAACAACACUAAAGACAACCCUAAGGAGAACACCCACUCCAGCAGUAUGUCCAUUAGACACAAACUCUCCAAAUUAUUUGUCAGGGAGCCUGGCGAUUCUGCCAAGAAGGCAGGUGUUUUGCCCUGAGAACCUAUACAGUUCUCUUGGAGAAACUGUCUUUCGGGCACCAGUGUUAUCGCUGAGACUGAUUCUAAUGCAAAGCAGAGAAGACAGAGGCAGAAACCAGGAGAGUGGUAGAUCAGUGCAGCCCAGGUAUCAGAAUGGAGGAGCAAAGUUUCAUUCACGGAUGUUUGUUGGAUGCUGCUGCCCAGCUCUUCCUUUGUCACCUCUAGGCUAUUCCACUAAGUUACUUAUAAACUGGUGGCUUUAACUGAGGGCUGUGUAAAGGUACUAUUUGGCAUAUGAAAUCAGGAUAAAUUUAUCGAAUGUCCGUUUUUCAUAUUCAACUGUGUUAUAGAAGUAGUAAAAUUGGAAAAAUCAUGUUUAUGGUGUUACCACUGAUGGAAACACGCAAACACCAAGCUAAUAAUAUAUAACUUAAAAAGCUAAUUAUAUGCACUUAAAUGGUGAGAAUUUUAGCGAUGCAGUAAUUGAGGAGUCUGGAGUUUUGUAUUUGGACCAAGAAUUAUGAGAUGAGGAUCUUUUUCUGAGUGUUCUAAAGGGCUUCUUGGAGGGGAGUGGUUUAAAGCACUUCAUGAAUGGUGUAAAGAAGGUACCUUAGGCUGAGACCUCAUUCUAGGUACAGGUGGCACUCUGUUCAACCAACUGUGGAUGGAAAAUAUUCUGAAAAAAAUACAACAAUAAAAAUUUUAAAAAUACAAUAUAA
This is a messenger RNA of Nomascus leucogenys (northern white-cheeked gibbon), 2595 nucleotides long. RefSeq names its product protein C12orf4-like. Gene Ontology annotation, biological process: regulation of mast cell degranulation. The transcript is spliced from 5 exons. The coding region runs from base 1 to 525 and encodes 174 amino acids. Lineage: Eukaryota; Metazoa; Chordata; Mammalia; Primates; Hylobatidae. The record is from RefSeq and is a predicted model, not a curated record. Gene Ontology annotation, cellular component: cytoplasm.